AUGGGCAUCAAAGGUUUAUCCAAAAGUUUCGUCUUGGGACUUGCUGUAAGCUCAGCUACAGCAUCAUCCGUACUCCCACGCCAGACAAAUGGCUCCAGCUCCGAAACCAGCCCCUAUUUCCAGGCUGUUUCCGACUACCUUGACUCCAUUGUCGAUGACUUAUGGCCUAUCAACAAAGAGAUCCACGACAACCCAGAGCUUGGAUAUGAAGAAGUCAAGGCCCAUAAACUUUUGACCGACUUUAUGGAGUCACAUGAAGGAUGGAAUGUCACUAGAUCCAUAUACAACAUCAGCACUGCCUUCGUCGCGGUAUUUGAAGGAAGCGGUGAAGGGCCUAUAGUGUCAUUCAACGCCGAGUAUGACGCCCUUCCUGGGCUUGGGCACGCUUGCGGCCACAAUCUUAUUGCAACGGCUUCAGUAGGAGGAGCUCUCGCUACAGCUGAAAUCAUGCGUUCCGAAAACCUUCCUGGCAAAGUGAUUCUUUUUGGAACUCCCGCUGAAGAGAGUCUCGGCGGCAAGGUGAAGCUUCAUGAAGCGGGUGCUUUCCGUGAUCACAACAUUGAUAUUUCUCUUAUCACCCAUCCCACCAACGGCGGCGACUCUCCGUACAUGAUUACGACCUCAACUGACCGCUUUGAGGACGCCCUUAUCCUAGCUAACAAUGCCAUCGCUCUGCUUCGCCAGCAAACGCAGCCCACGGAUAAGAUCCAUGGAAUUAUCACCUCUGCUGGUUCCCGCAUCAAUGUCAUCCCUGCCCUCGCAGAAGCGUCCUUCCAGAUCCGUUCUGCUGAUAACGUCGCUCUGGAGGAGUGGAUGGAGCGUGUGAUGAAGUGCUUUGAGGCAGGUGCUUUGGCUACUGGUGCCGAACUGAAUCUUACCAUGAGACCUUAUGGCUAUGACAACAUGGUCAGCAAUGACAUAUUGGCGAGCACAUACUCCAAGUACUUCACCGAGCUUGGAGGCGAAGUACCAAGUGCAGAGAUCGAUAAGCUGCGGGAUCCCAGUGGCAGCACGGACCAGGGAAACCUGAGCCACGACUUCCCUAGUAUUAGCCCAUACUUUGGAAUCACGAACGAGAACGGAAGUGUUCCUGACGGAGGACCUCACACUACGGCCUUUGAGGUUGCUGCUGGUAGCAGGGCUGCUUUUGACAAGUCGAUAACAGUUGCCAAGAGCAUCGCUGGCGUCGCCGUUGAUGUCUUGACCGUCGAGGGGCUUCUUGACAAAAUCAAGGAGGAGUUUGAGUCGACGCAGGACAAGCGUAGAAAACGCCGCUCUGUAUUUUAG
Colletotrichum truncatum is the source of this 1287-nucleotide messenger RNA. Lineage: Eukaryota; Fungi; Ascomycota; Sordariomycetes; Glomerellales; Glomerellaceae. The record is from RefSeq and is a predicted model, not a curated record.